CAAAGCGUCAAAAAACAGAGCACAUCGAACGCAACAUCUUUUGCCCCUUGAAAACCUUCAGGGAUAGAAAACCGACGGAGCGGAACCUAAGGUCUCCCUAGAGUCAACUGCUGCCUUUGUCUUUCACAGAAAGGCAUAAUUAUAAUAUUCUUGCUAACACAAGCAGAAAUAUUUCAGCGUUGUUCAAACAGUCACGCUGUUAAGGAUAGAUAAGCGCUGGUUGAAUUCCUUUGGAGUCCCCGAGAAGUCAAGGGAAUCGAGAAAGGGGACGUACGAUUUCGGCGCUUUAGAGCCAAAGAGCUACAAGAACUUCUCCGCCAGCAAAUAGCAUUUAUUUCAGGAGGAAUUGAUCGCCGAGGAGGCCGUAUUAUAACUUUGCCGGCACAUACAUUUCAAGGCGAACAACAAGACGAAGAAAGCAUCGGACAAAUAGUCUCCUAUCUAGCUAAUUUACCAAGUGAGGAUGAGUGUCGCCUGGGGUUCUCCAUUAUUCUGGACAUGCGCUCCUGCACAUGGUCCACAGCAAAACCGGUCCUGAGAUCACUUCAGGAAUGUUUUCCAGAAAAAAUACACAGUGUAUAUAUUAUCAAGCCAGAAGGAUUUUGGGAAAGACACAAGACAAACCUUAAAACAUCCAAGCUUUCAUUCGAGACCACCUUGACGUCUUUGGAUGGACUUGCUAAGUUUAUCGAGCCGAGCCAACUGACUGCAAGCCUUGGAGGAACCCUUAAGUAUGAUCAUACGGACUGGCUUAAUAUGCGUCUGGCGUUGGAAAAAUUCCUCUACGAGGCUAUGGCCUUGCUCUCAAAAUUGGACGAGAUUCAAGAUGGUUUGUCCAAAGACGAAUUCGCAGAAACCCAAGAUGGUCUGAAGGAUCAGAUCAAGAAGAAUCACCAUGUUAAGAAGUGGAUUGUCAAGGCUCCUGUGGAAAUACUCCAAGAAGAAGGAGAGAGAAUUCUUAAAUCCAUCAAGAAUCCCACAAGUGAACACCUCGUGGAUGGGUUCACGAUACAGGAUUACAAGAAAGCCGAGCAGCAAGUUCAGGAGUUAGUGGAGAGCUUGAUUCUCAAGAGGCAGCGAUUACGGGAAUUAUGGAAUAUCAGGAAGCAGAAAUUGGACCAGUGCUUCCAGUUUAGGGUCUUCCAAAUUGAUGCGCAUAAGAUGCUCAAGUGGAUCAAGGAAAAUAGAGAGGAUUUUUUAAUCAAUUAUUCGGAGAUCGGGAAUGACACAGAAUCCGCAGAAGAGUUGGAAGAGGAACAUCGGAAUUUCGAGAGUAGCUGCAUGAAUGUGUAUGGCAAUAUUCACCGUGUGCUUGAGAUAGCAGACAAACUAAGCGAAGCCGGCCAUUAUGAAGCAGACAGGAUUGAAGCAUUAGCAGAGUCCGUUGAUAGGGAAUGGAAGUCAUUUGAUAUGGAAGUGAACCAACGGAGCUCUUUGCUCUCGUGCUCAGUGGCGUAUCACAAGCACAGUGAGGAGUUUCUCCGAAAUAUCAAAUACUGGAAACAGUACCUUGAGGACCCGGACCUGAUCAAAAACUCUAAUGUGUCUACGGUAGAAAUCAAAAUCCAGGAAUUAGACAAGCUUCGACAGGAAUUUGAGGACAGUUUCCAUACGGUAAGCACGGACAGUAAAGCCUUGUUGGGAGAAUUACAGAAACCUGCGGUCGCUUUUGAUGACCAGUUCCUCAAAUCUCCUGAGUACUCGGAGGCUUCUUCGCAUGUUAUGGAUAUUUACUUGGAAGUUCACGAGCAUCACCGACAAUUAGGGAUUUUAUGGGAGAAACAACGGACGCGCUUAAAGGAUCAUCUCCACCUUUGUAUGUUUGACCAGGAUAGCAAACAGGUAAUCCGUUGGAUAGAGGAGCAUGGGGAGACGUUUCUCAAGAAGCACACGGGUAUCGGCAAGUCUUUGGUGAAAGCCGAGGCUCUACUCAAGCGGCAUGAAGAAUUCGAGAACAUCGCUCAGAACACGUACACGAACGCGGCUAAGCUUCUCGAGGCCGCGCGCCACCUUGCGCAGUCUGGCGAGUGCAACCCGGAGGAGAUCCAGAAGCGAGUGGACUAUUUCGAGAAGCGCGUCCAGGAAUUCAUCGGGCGCGUGAAUCGACGGAAGGGACUCCUCAAGCUCGCCGUAAACUUCUACACGCGGACGCAAAAGCUCACGGAACUGGUCGAACAGCUUAAAUCACAAUUGGAGCUGGAAGAAGUCUCCGACAACCCGGACAAUAUCGCGACAGUCUUAACAAAUCUAAAACACCAAGGCGAAGCUACCCUCGACUCCAUUCAUACGGCUAUCGAUGAAGGGGAAACAAUCGUCGAGGAGCUUAAGCUUGCGAGCGCCGAUGGAAUGGACUCGAGCUCUCUCCAUCAUGUUGAAAAAGUUAUUAAGGAAUUGGACAGGGUUCGUAGAGCGAUUGAACACUCUUGGUCACGCCGAAGACAGCAGCUCGAGCUGUGGUUACAGCUUCGCGAGUUCGAGAGAGCCGCAAAACAGCUGAAGGAUCGACUCGAGUCAUGUGAGGAGUUACUCGAGAGAGGGGUCGUGGCCCCGGACUUACCUCGCGCCAAACAGGCUCUAACGCACCACGAGGACUAUGUCCAAGACAUUGAAAACGCGUCUUUACGAACGUUCUGUCGCGGUGAAGAGCUUAUUGACGCUCUCAAGCAAUCUGAGAUCGAACUCAGGGUUAAAGACCCGCUAACUGCUGAAAAUAUUGACGCACAGACACACGUGCAUAAUUUAUUAGAAGUUUUACAUAGAAAAAGAAGAGAUCUACGGGACUUGGCGGAAGAGAGGAAGAUCAAACUUGAACAGAAUUUACUGUUGCGGCAGCUCGAAAGCGAUGCCAAACAAGUGGUUGGCUGGGUGCGUAAUGGUGAGGCGAUGCUUUACGCUUGUACCGAUCUCGGCAGCUCACUAGUGGAGGCCGAGGCGUUACUCAGAGAACAUGACGAAUUCCAACGUGCAAUUGAGAAAACAUGUCAGAGCGCGACGGAGGUGCGGCAACGCGCUGAGAAGCUCAUCAAAGAUGGACACUUUGAGCCGGAGACGAUACGAGCCUGCGCUGAUGCGAUGACGAACCGCUGGCAGCAUCUAAUGGAGCGAUCAGAGAACAGAAAAGUGCUCAUCACGGCGUCUUUUAACUUCUUCAACGCUGGAGAAGCGGUGGGCUCCUUAAUGGACCGCCUUGUGCGUGAGUACAAGACAGAAGACGGCGACCCUUGCAGUAAGCUGAUAGAGACGGAAACCACCAAGAAACUAGAGGCAAUGAGGGCGAUCGUACAGAGUUACGAUGACGACCGGGAGUCCAUCGUGCACGGCUUCUCGGAGGUCAAGUACACGGCCGACUCGUACCUUAACAUGAUCACAGCACGAGAGGUGCAUGUUGACGGGUCGUACGACAGGGCCGAGCAGCAAGUCAAGGAUGUGAUGGACGUGUUAAAGGUGCAAGAGCAGGUGGUGAUGGAUCUGUGGGGGGUACGCAAGACCAUGGCGGAGCACUGCGUCCAGUACCUUGAGCUUGAGACCAGCGCUAAGGAGGCACUCGACUGGAUCCAUGAGAAUGGCGAGUUCUAUCUAUCGUCCCACCCUAAUGAUGGCGACACUGAGGCUGAAACUCGUAUGUUCCUUAAAGAACACCACGAGUUUAAGGAAGCGGCCGAGGUACAGUCCUUGGAAAUCCGCGAUAAAGUUCGCACGAUGCUUCAGCAGGCUGAGAGCCUGGUCACUAAGUCGUGUCACCAUGGUGAUGGAAUCAGGCAAUGGGCGACGGCGGUAGAGAAGAGGUACAAGGAUUUCUCCAGCCGUAUGAGCAAAUACCGCGUGCGUCUGGAAACAAAGCUCGGUUACCCCACAAUCGACCAGGAGGAUGACAACGAAUGGCCGAGUUUACACUCGUUGCAGCCAGAGCCACAGGAUCAACCGGCGUUCGCACUCAGGGAGACCUCUAAGGACAGUGGUAUUCAUGAGAUGACAGAGGAGAAGAGACGUUCUGCCAAGCGUAAAGAGUUUAUCGUGAACGAGUUGUUACAGACGGAGAGAGCUUACGUGGGAGACCUGAAGUGUGUUAUCGAGAAUUACGUGAGUGCUAUGGAGAACAAUCCAGACGUCCCUGCAGGCCUGGUCGGCAAGGAGAGCAUUAUAUUUGGCAACAUUCAAGAUAUCUAUAAAUUCCACAGCAACACAUUUUUGCAAGAAAUGGAGAAAUACGAAACGCACCCAGAAGACGUAGGCGAAGCUUUUAUUGAAUGGGGCGAGACGUUUGUGCGCUUCUACGUAUCCUACUGCAAGAACAAGCCAUUCUCCAACUCACUACUCAUAGAACAUGGUGGAAAUUUCUUCUCGGACUUACAAGCCUCUUAUGGCCAUGGCCUGUCUAUCUCCGCCUAUCUCAUCAAGCCGGUCCAGAGGAUCACCAAGUACCAGCUUCUACUCAAGGACUUACUGACGUGUUGCGAAGGAUCUGAAAAUAGUCUUCAGGCUGGCCUCGAUGUGAUGUUGAGCGUCCCAAGGCGUGCUAAUGAUGCCAUGUAUGUCAACAUGUUACAUGGGCUGGAGGAAAACCUUGAUCACCUUGGCAGGAUAAUCCUCCAGGAUGCAUUUACGGUGUUCGACCCGAAGCUGUUGCGUCGUAAAGGCAAAGAUCGCCACGUGUUCUUGUUUGAGCAAGCGCUGGUUUUCAGUAAAGAGACGAAGGAUAAUGACGGCAAAGUCAGCUACCUCUACAAGUACAAACUUAAGACCUCUGAGCUUGGGGUUACUGAGCACAUUGCUGAAGACCCCUGUAAGUUCGCUGUGUGGACAGGCAAACCACCGCAGUCUGAAGAUAAAAGAGUCAUUAAGGCUGCAAACAUCGAGGUGAAGCAACUCUGGGUAAAAGAACUCCGGGAACUUAUCCAGCAAUUCCAGUUUGGUAUUCUUAAGGAGCGAAGCAACUCCAUGAUGAGUGGCUCCACAAACUCCGUCAACACGACAUCAUCAGUCAAGAGCCGCGAGGAGAAGGCCGCUGACCGGGAAAGCGGCGUUAUCGAAGACGACAGUGUAUCCGGCGACUACGACGUCCCUGAAGGAGGAAAGGUUCUUGAGCUCUCUCAGGAUAACAUUUGGCUUGUUGCGGAGAACUACCGUGCCGCUACAGAGGAGGAGAUCUCUCUACGGAAAGGACAGUUCGUGGAGGUGCUUGUCAAGAGUCAUGGCAGCACGAGGUGGAGAGUUAGAAUCCUGAAUAGCGACGGGACGGUGCCAGCUGAGGGCUGGGUGCCAUACGCCACGCUCAGACGACCCGAGGAUAACCGUAAGAAGAGACACUCCGACAUCUCGCACUCCUCCAGCGAAGAUUCCGUGUCGAUAUCGUCUACUGAGAGUCCCACCACCUCUUGGUACUCAACUCCUCCGCCAAAUGGAAAUGGGGGCUCAUCUCCCCCUGUACGCCGGCGCUCAAAAAGCAACACCCAGUUUGGGUCUCUUCGUAUGCGAUCUUGGAGUAGAAAUUCUAUGAAGAAAAUGAUGAACAAACCUGGCCAGGCUCCGUCGCCAACUAACACACCUGCAAGAUCCAAAAAGAUCUCUGGUGGAGGCUCAAAGAAACUGCAGCAGAUGUUGGGCGCAAGCGAGAGCGAUAUCGAUCUGUUACUGCGACCGGCCGAAAUCGUGCACACUACCUCUCAGACGAGUAUUCCAGAGGAAGAUGUUGUGGAGACAGAGAGCAGCGAUUCCAAACCUCAUGAUGCCAUCAAGAUCUUCCCGGUCAGCGAUGACGAGGAUGAGGAUGACUUAGAUGAGAUGUCUGUUGAGGGGGUGCGGGGAGAGGCAGAGGGCGAGGAGCAGCCAGUAGACGAUGAGGAGGAUGCGACAGGACCUGGCCUGGUCCCGGAGGAUCCCGAGGCUGUGGCGCUCAAGAAGAGGACGUUCGUACUGAGAGAGUUGAUACAGACCGAGCAAGACUAUGUGACGAGCUUAGGAGAAGUUGUUGAUGGCUACAUUGCGGAGUUCAGUAAACCCGACUUACCAGAAGAGCUCAAAGGCAAGGAACGCAUGGUGUUUGGGAACAUCAAACAGAUCUACGAAUGGCACAAGACUGUGUUCUGCAGAGAACUCGAGAAAUGCGAAGACGCACCAGAAAAGCUUGCUUCUGUGUUCCUAAAAGCCGAACGGCGUCUGCAGAUGUACGUCAUCUAUUGUCAAAACAAGCCAAAGUCCACAGCGCUCGUACACGAGUUCAAGGAGACAUACUUUACGGAUAUGAAAGAUCGGCUGGGGUAUCGCCUGUCCAUAGAAGACUAUCUUAUCAAGCCUGUUCAGCGUGUCAUGAAGUACCAGCUUCUUCUCAAGGACUUUGUCAAGUACACAGAGCGCGCUGGUCUCGACAUCAUUGAACUCAAGAGAGCUUUGCAUCUUAUGCAUGUUGUCCCGAAGAAAGCGAACGAUUUUCUAAACGUCGGAAUGUUAGAGGGGUACACGGGGAAGAUUACAGCGCAGGGGAACCUUGUCCUCCAGGACACUUUGAUGGUUAUGGACGUGAACGCGAAGGCUAAACCAGUCAAGAGGAGAGUCUUCCUGUUCGAGCAACUCGUCAUCUUUAGCGAGCCGUUUGAACGCAAAACAGACUGGACUGUCUACAUCUAUAGACACAGCAUUAAGACUAACCACAUGGGACAUACGGACGGCGUAGAUGAUGAUCCUUGCAAGUUGGCCAUUUGGACAAGCGAAGGCACAGCCUCUGAGAUCUAUGUGUUGACCGCCAGCUCGGAAGAGAUGAAGAACGAGUGGGUGUCUGCCCUGAAGAAACUCCUCGAGUCACAGAAUGCCUUCGCCAUGGUCACCCCUCCUGCCAUCGAGCAAGCAUUAAACGACUGGAGUAAAGCACUCGAGCGACCAAUAGAGUACCAGAACUUGAUGGAGAGGCAGAAAAACACCCCUGGUGACUCACCUUCCCAAGGGGCUCCCCCUGCGGUACCAGUUGGCCCCGUGACUACCCAGGGACAGGUUACCCCAGGAAGCUCAACCACCACGUCUACCUCGCCCGCAUUCAUGGCACGAGCUGGCACUAUGCCUGACUCGAUCUCUGUAAGGAGGCCCCCUGGGAUGGGCAGCGCACCGGCCACGCCUACAGGCCUAGGUACCAUCUCUUCUAUCGUCAAACACAUGCAUCUUAUCGACCUGGAGACAGCCAAGUCUCUGGAAGAGCUUACCUCACCCUUCCCCUCACCUUCUAGAAACCGCGAUCGGUACAUGGUGACGGAGGAUUUCCGGGGUAAGGACAAGAAUCAGCUGUCCGUGCGUAAAGGCGAGUAUGUUUACCUGGUCUCGUGCAAAAAAGACGACAAGAGCUGGAUGUACGUCUGUAACGGAGCCGCCGACAAGCUAGGUCUCGUGCCGGCCAAAGUCCUCGUCAAGAAGUCCGAGUCGAAUAACAAUAUUAAUGAAGAGACUGAGUCUGAAACCACGAAAACAAGAUCACUGACAAGGAAAAAAGCCACCCGCCAUGCCAGUUUCUCUAACUCUGCGCCGCCGCUCCCUUUAUUCCAUCGGCGCUGCAGUAGUAUGUCAAAUGAAGACAAACCUCGACGCGGAGAGGUGCGUAAAACGAAAGAUGAAUAUUUCACUUCAAUGUCGGAGAAACUACGGCGUAGUAUAGAGCGCUUCCGAUCAGAGGACGACGAUCAAUCACCUUGCGGAAGCCCGACAAAGAACUUCGAAGAACCUUUAGAAGAUGACGGUUCAAUCACUUUUACGGAACCCCUGCAAGAUAUAGCUGUAAAUAACACUGAAUACACGGAACUCACAUGUAAAAUUUCCUCACCUGACUUCCCAUACAAAGUAUCGUGGGCAUGGAAUGACACGCCUUUAUGCGAUAACGACAAGUAUCGCAUAAGUCGGACGGGCGACACGCACACGCUCAAAUUAGGGCCGCUUGCGGUGGCCGAUACGGGAUAUUACACGUGUAUAGCAAGUAGUCCAGCAGGCAGUGCACGCUCAACAGCCAAAGUCACCGUGUUAGGCGUUCCCGAACCUCCAUACAAACCCUACGUCAAAGACCUGCUAUCCUCAUCGCUUGUCCUUGCGUGGGAACCGAACGCGAUCGAUGGCGGCAACGAAGUAACCGCGUACACUGUCGAAUAUAAGGAAACUGGUGUGAGCGUCUGGCAAGCCGCUGUCCCAUUUGUCGCAGGCGAGAGUACGUUAAUUGACGACCUAACGCCCGGCGCAACGUAUCAAUUUCGCGUGAGCGCAAACAACUCAAUAGGAAUCAGUCGACCAAGUGAACCCUUCGAGGUGGUCAUGCUAGAGACAGAUACAGACGAUGACGUCACACCUACGAGUUCUCCGACUCACAAGUCGGCUGUUUCUUGGAAAAAUGAUAUCGACCAGUAUUAUAACAUCUACGCUGAGCUGGGCAGGGGUCGUUAUGCGGUUGUCAAAAAGUGCGUAGAGAAAUCAACUGGCAAAGAAUUCGCCGCCAAGAUGGUCAAAAAGCGCAUGCUGGACCCUGUGGAUAUCGACCGGGAGGUGACCGUGUUGAGAAUGUUAAAGCACCCGAACCUCUGCAUAUUUCUGGACGCUUACGACACACCCAAGAAUUAUAUCAUCGUCACGGAGUUACUAGCGGGUGGGAGGCUUUUUGAUUACCUGGUUGUCAUGGAUGCACUGACGGAGAAGGUUGCCAUUGGUUACAUGCAUCAGGUCGUGGAAGGUGUACAACAUCUACAUGAUUUGAACAUCGUGCAUUUGGACCUUAAGCCCCAGAAUCUGCUCCUAGACGGCGGACCUCUUCCCAAAGUGAAAAUCAUCGAUUUUGGCAGCGCACACAUCCUGUCCGGGUCUCCUGUUAAUCACAAGGUGUAUGGUAGUCCCGAGUUCGCGGCCCCGGAACUGAUCAUGGAGGAACCCCUCACAUUCAAGACUGAUACCUGGAGUAUCGGAGUCAUCACCUACGUGAUGUUAAGUGGUGUUUCCCCGUUCCAAGCUGACACGACAGACGAAAUGUGUGAACGAAUUCGCAAGGCAAACUUCUCGUUUCCUAAUAAACACUUCAGCGCUAUCUCAUCGCAAGCCAAAGAUUUUAUUUCUUCUCUUCUUAUCGCCGACAUCACUAAAAGGGCAGAUUGCCAGGAUUGCUUCAAGUCUGACUGGAUCAGAAUGUGUAGCCCUCGCCCUCCCAGUCCCGUCCGUACUACGAAGCUCAACACUUCCCGACUCGCAGCUUUUAACGCCCGACGACGAAAUCAGCAUGAUUUGAAACCUCUUCCAAGGCUGACUUCGUCGAGUUCCAAUUCUGAGUCUAAUGUUUAGCCUCCUGAAUUCCUCGCAUUCACAUAUCCCCACGAUACCCCGACUCCCGCCGAAUGCGUCCCGACUAGAGCCGACGACACUCCUACUGUGACGGAAGGUACCCCGACUAGAGCCGACGAUACCCCGACAUCGGCCGAAAUGGACCCGACUCAAUUUGUUAAAAGUAAUAGAUCUUCAUUUCCAACUCAAUUCUCAACAAAUCAUUUGUAUUAUGGUGUUUUGAAAUUCACAAUAGUUUGAUAAGUAUUGUUGUGUAUUACAUGAUGCUAUGCUUUGCGUCAAGUACCAUCUGUGUUAUUUUGGUUUUGUUUUUUAGUUGAGAAUAUGAAUCAGUUAAAUAGUGGUUUUUACUUUUGUGUCGUUCUUAACUUUUCUUGACAUUGCAUGGUUAAAGCCUUUCUCCGAAGCUUUUCUUGUUCAAACGAAUUGAAAAUCUUGGUGUUUUGCUAUUGCUUUGUAAGAAAAGUAUUCCAUAACAAUUUUCCACUUCCAAAUGUUUGAUGUUUUUUUGUCCAUGGUUGUUUUAAUGUUUUUGUUACCUUCAAAAGAGUGGGGUAUCAAUGUGAAUGUUGACAUGGGUUUAUGGGAUAGGAAUAAUGAUUUCUUUAAUUUAAAGCCAUUUUGUUAAAUAGUUUCAUUUUUAUUUAUUAACUGUGAAUAAAGAUUGAGAACAGACUUUUCUGUAAAUAUAAUUCAUUGACAACAUGUCAAUAAAAAGACGAAAGUUGUUCAUA
Messenger RNA from Nematostella vectensis (starlet sea anemone), 10025 nucleotides. Its product is annotated as triple functional domain protein. Gene Ontology annotation, biological process: protein phosphorylation. Gene Ontology annotation, cellular component: cytoplasm. Bases 499 to 9291 code for a protein of 2930 amino acids. The transcript has 65 exons. Lineage: Eukaryota; Metazoa; Cnidaria; Anthozoa; Actiniaria; Edwardsiidae. The record is from RefSeq and is a predicted model, not a curated record. Gene Ontology annotation, molecular function: guanyl-nucleotide exchange factor activity; ATP binding; protein kinase activity.